GCUUUUACUGUACAUAUUUUGCGUUCUGGAAUAUUCCCCAGAAUAUUCCAGACACCCGAACAAGAGAAGAUCGGUGGAGGAUUGACCGUUCGACGUUGCAAAAACGGCAGUCAAUUGCAAGCGAUCGACGUGGUGGAACACGUCAUUAGUAAAAACCUACUACAUAUUCAAACUUACUACGUUACUGUCCAUACAAUGAUUACGCACUUGCGUAUAUGUAGUAAAUGCGUAAUGUAUUCGGUGACAAUAAAUGGCAGGUUGCUUUCUUGACGUCACGUGCCGAGCUUGGUUGGAGGGGAAUCUUACUUUCUUUUCAACUGUCAACAAUAUGGUUCCAUAAGUAGUCGUUUUGCUGCAUUCUGAUGGAAAACAUACAUAACUUUUGUAAUUCAUCGAUUGAAUUAUCUAAAAAUAAUACUUAAAUGCACGUCUACGACUGAGAAAUUCUUGCCAUUCCAUACACUAUUUCUUAACCUGUAAACUGUUGUGACAGAUACUGCACAGUCAGUGGAGUAUAACCUGUGCUCAAAUGCUAAAAAAGUUGCAUAGAUUUUAGUGAAAUCUUUGUAAAUUUAGAUAAUAUUGUCUUAAAAAUGGCUGGUAAAUCAGAUCAUCUUAGGAUUUAUUUUGUUACAUGGAAUGUGGCAACUAAAUAUCCUGAAGAAGAUUUGCAUCGACUUCUUGAUUGUGGUCCAGCUACAUCAAAAAACUUGCCAGAUUUAUAUUACAUUGGGUUGCAGGAAGUUAAAGCUCAACCACAAAAUAUGGUAUUAGACAUAUUCUUUGAGGAUCCAUGGACUAAAUCUUUUAGAGAAAUAUUAAAGAAAUAUGAUUAUGUAAAAAUACGUACACAGCGUUUACAGGGUCUUGUCUUAAAUGUUUUUUGCUUGAGAAAGCAUAUUACUCAUUUAAGAUUAAUAGAAGCUCAAUAUACUAAGACAGGAUUUGGAGGCAUGUGGGGUAAUAAGGGGGCAGUCAGUGUAAGACUGAAUAUAUAUGGGGUUAGUAUGUGUGUAGUAAAUACACACUUGACUCCACAUGAUCAUUUACUGGCAGAUAGAAUCAUGGAUUAUAAUACAAUACUCACAAAUCAUAGUUAUACUAGUCCAGAUACUUCUAAAAUAUUAUUUCAUGAUUAUGUAUUUUGGAUUGGUGAUCUAAAUUUUCGAUUAAACGGAGAAGAUCUAACUGCCACAGAUAUUGAUUUAUUAGUUAAGAAAAAUCAAUUGAAACCUUUAUUGGCAAGAGAUCAAUUAAAGGCGGUAAUGGAGAACGGUGACGCUUUUGCCGAAUUGCAUGAAAAUUCUAUUACAUUCCCACCUACUUACAAAUAUGAGUUUUCAUCUCAAGAAUUUGAUCUCAAGCGACGACCAUCAUGGACUGAUAGAAUUUUGUACAAAGUAAAUGCCGAUGUUUAUGACAAUGUUAAGCUUGGCGCUACUCAGCGUAAUUACAAGAGUCAGUUCGAUUAUGUACAAUCAGACCAUAAACCUGUCACAGGGGAAUUUGAUAUUAUUAUUAGACCCGGUGUGGAGGAUCAUGGUGUAGAAUUUCAACCUGUGACAGCAUGGUUUAUAGAUGAAGAAAAUUCGGUUUCAUACAGAUUAUUGGGAAAUGCUAUACCCGCUAGCGGAGAUUGGGUAGGACUUUUCCACAACGAAUUUUCCAGUCUAGACGAAUACAUUGUGUACGAAUAUGUAGGUCGAGGUAAAUCGUCUCCGGUUCCUUCCGAACCUCACGCCAUCACGGAGCGAAUUUACUUCAGCGACACCGCUCUUCGCUCACCAGGAAUGUAUCAGUUGGUUUAUGUUGCUCAACGGGGAAAUCUUAUUGGAAUUUUAGGAGUUAGUCCUCCAUUUCCAGGACACCAUAGACCAACUUGAUAACCUUUUUAAUAUUUAUUUAAACAUAAUAACAAUUACAGAUGAUACCUGCUUAUUAUAGAUUCUUAAUGUGUAACUGAUAAGUUGUUGCAAUAUGCGCGCGUUUAGUUGUCAGACUCAUGUGAGUAGCUUUAUUUAAUGACAAAAGAAUGCAUUAUUUGAAUAUAACUCUUUGAGGUCCAAUAUUUCUUUAUCUUUUUACCAAGACAUUAAUAAAUUAGAGCAUUAUCUUCUGUCUGAAAAAUGUUCAAAGGAUAUAUUGACUACCUUUAGUACUUUGAAUAAUUAUACAAAAUCGUUCGAGAAAUUGGAACGAAUUAUGGUGUGAAAACAUAAAGAAAUUUGAAGAGUAUUCUGUGAUAUAUUUAACCUUACAUAAUCAACUGUGACAUAUAUGUAUAUUUUUAAAAGUGAAUACUUUUUAGCAAAACGAUAUUACAGAAGAGUAAUCUUUACUAAACUAUAGCCUCUUUUAGUUCCUAUAAGUAGCAUCUACUUUAACAGGGCAACUAAAAUGAUAAUCGUUGGAAGGACCACAAAGGGUUUACACGCUAUACAAUUUUAGAUCACAACACAUUGUCAAAAUUAGGAAUGUAAACGUAAGAUUUUACCAAAUUGUGAUUAAAAUAAGAUCGAGUUAGUAUGUUACUGUAUUUUUCAGUAGAUAACGUACAUUUUACAGGACAAUUCUUUUUUAUUUAUUUAUACAGUAUAAAAUCAUUUUUUUAUAAUACUUUUUUUUUAACUGAGCGUAUAUUUAAUUUUAGGAAUUGAACUUUUUUCUAUAUAAACUCUCAUGAAAUUAACAAAAUUUAUGUAUGAAUUUAACGGUGGCAGUAUCUGCUGAAGCAUACAGGAAUGUAGAAAAGACAUAAGUAGACGUAAAAGGACGUUCCCGGAAGACAGGAAAGAAUUCAUAUCUUAACCAAUUUCUUGAUUGAUGUUCAAAAGUUACUUUUGGUACCUGGUUUUUGCUGUUGGGUUACCACCCACAGGCACUAGUGCUUAAUUGUCUUACUCUAUAGAGCUUAUUAAGAGUGUGCUAACGUGUUCUUACGCACUUGACGUACGUGUAAGCACCGAAUAGAUAAUAAUCGUUAGUUUUAGAAAACCUUUUGAUUGGGUUGGCGAAUUGUUAUGAUGGUUUGGUUGUACAAACCUACGCUGUUUUAUUUUUAUAGCGCGAUAGAAACGCAAUGAAAACGAACAAAUAUACGCUGUGGUAUGAAAAAGGGGAUACAAAAUAAAGAACAAUAUUUUUAAA
Molecule: messenger RNA, 3147 nt
Organism: Osmia lignaria (orchard mason bee)
Lineage: Eukaryota; Metazoa; Arthropoda; Insecta; Hymenoptera; Megachilidae
Product: inositol polyphosphate 5-phosphatase K
Biological process (GO): phosphatidylinositol dephosphorylation
Cellular component (GO): plasma membrane; ruffle; cytoplasm
Molecular function (GO): phosphatidylinositol-4,5-bisphosphate 5-phosphatase activity
Source: RefSeq, a predicted model, not a curated record